GCACACGCACUGCCAUCUCCCAGCGCGAGCGGAGCGCGGCAAUUAAAUGACGACAUAAUAUGAUGAAGUAGCAAUAAUCGGGGGAAAAAGUGGAUCUUCAUGCGCACAUUCCCAGAGAAUAUUCCAGCUGGCUUCAGGAUGAAGACACCGAUGCGCCAUGGAGUAGCCGUGUUUCUCGCGAUCACCAUGUGCACCAGUCUGUUGUUCGUGUACAGCGUCAGCUACAACAGUAACACUAGAGCAUCCAGCGCGUCUAAGGGCGGGUCAGGUGAGAAAGUGGAGCCCACCAGAGCGGCCCGCGCGACUCCGGCACUGCAGGGAUACAGCAGCAUUAUUGAGCACAAGCCACUGAAGAUGCACUGCAGGAGCUGCGCACUGGUCACCAGCUCGGGUCAUCUAACCGGUGGAGGUCGGGGAAAAGAGAUCGAUCAGGCAGAGUGUGUCAUCCGAAUGAAUGACGCGCCCACUUUCCAUGGCUACGGGGUGGAUGUGGGUCACCGCACAAGCCUGAGGGUCAUCGCUCAUUCCAGCAUGCAGAGAGUGCUGCGCAGCCGCCAUGAACUCCUUAACUCCAGUCAGGACACAGUCUUCAUCUUCUGGGGACCCAGCAGUUAUAUGCGACAUGACGGGAAAGGACUGGUUUACAACAACCUGCGGCUUAUGAACCAAGUGCUGCCCAAACUCAAGGUCUAUAUCAUCUCCUGGCAGAAAAUGCUCCAGUUUGAUGAACUAUUCAAGAGAGAGACUGGCAAAGACAGGAGGAUCUCUAACUCGUGGUUAAGCACAGGCUGGUUCACAAUGACUAUUGCCUUAGAGCUCUGUGACAGAAUCAAUGUGUAUGGCAUGGUGCCUCCAGAUUUCUGUAGGGAGUCUCAGCACCCCUCUGUGCCAUAUCACUACUACGAACCAACGGGUCCAGACGAAUGUGCCAUGUACAUCUCCCACGAGCGAGGCCGGCGAGGCAGCCACCAUCGCUUCAUCACAGAGAAGCGAGUCUUUGCCAGCUGGGCUCGGACAUUCAACAUCCAUUUCUACCAGCCAGACUGGAGUCCUCCACCGUUACUGAGAAAUAACACGGCAACCACAGCCUUCACCCGAUCGCAGAACACGUGACUCUUACUAGAGCCUUCAAAAGAUCUCAAACUGCCUCAAACGGAUCUCUGGAUAAUUCCUUUUGCCAUGUGGAUGGAUUGACUGAGAGAGACUCGGACUCAUGGUGAACUGAUGCUUAAACCUUUUCUUUUGCACAUUCACUGUUUAGGUACAAAAGUCAUUCCAAUAGUGUGUACUCAUCCGCAUUUCAGAAAAUUUGAUCAGUAGCUUAUUGAGCAUCACUGGAAGUUCUUAGUUUUAUGUGGUGUAUAGAAAAAUCUAGAAAGGGUGGUGGAUCCAAGAGCUCUGGAGUGUCCAAGAUCCACUUGCAACAAUAUUUGUGCUAAAGACAAUGUAAAACAGCACUCACAAGUCAUUUUACUUUCAUAAUACCACAUAUUUAUGAGUGAAACAGAAUAGUCAACGAAAGAACGGAAGGAUGCCACUUGAUUUUGUCCAGUUGGAAUUGAUUUGAUUGUGAAAAGUGGUCUCUAAAUAUUCUCUGUCAGGUGGUUUACAACUGCAGAACAGGGAAUGCAAGGAAAUAUC
Carassius carassius (crucian carp) is the source of this 1641-nucleotide messenger RNA. RefSeq names its product alpha-N-acetylgalactosaminide alpha-2,6-sialyltransferase 5-like. The transcript has 5 exons. Gene Ontology annotation, molecular function: alpha-N-acetylgalactosaminide alpha-2,6-sialyltransferase activity. NCBI's taxonomy places the organism in Eukaryota, Metazoa, Chordata, Actinopteri, Cypriniformes, Cyprinidae. Gene Ontology annotation, biological process: oligosaccharide metabolic process; ganglioside biosynthetic process. The record is from RefSeq and is a predicted model, not a curated record. The coding region runs from base 100 to 1113 and encodes 337 amino acids.